Messenger RNA from Acanthochromis polyacanthus (spiny chromis), 3884 nucleotides. It is a transcript of the gene peli2, whose product is annotated as pellino E3 ubiquitin protein ligase family member 2. The transcript has 6 exons. Bases 226 to 1500 code for a protein of 424 amino acids. Gene Ontology annotation, molecular function: protein binding; ubiquitin protein ligase activity. The record is from RefSeq and is a predicted model, not a curated record. Gene Ontology annotation, biological process: regulation of Toll signaling pathway; protein polyubiquitination. NCBI's taxonomy places the organism in Eukaryota, Metazoa, Chordata, Actinopteri, Pomacentridae.
UUAGAGCGGAUUCAACCGCCAAGUAAGUUACGUUUUGCUAUGUCACGCUGAGGAAGUUUGAGACCAGUUUAUUUAUAGAAAACUGGAGUCGUGUGGGCACAGACACGCACAAGCUGCUGCGUAUGUGAUCUGAAAUGAGCGCAGGUCGUUGUUUUUGACGGGAACUCUCGUUAUUUUUCGUGCGCCGUUGGUAUUACUGUACAGCUAAGUGAAGCCAGAAGCCUCAUGUUUUCGUCAAGCCAAGAGGAGCACUGCGCCCCGUCCAAAGACCCUGUCAAGUACGGAGAGCUGGUGGUACUGGGGUACAAUGGCUCUCUGCCCAAUGGAGAUCGGGGUAGACGGAAAAGCAGAUUUGCGCUAUACAGGAGGACCAAAGCCAAUGGUGUGAAGCCAAGCACUGUGCACAUCCUCAACACACCCCAGGCCAGCAAGGCCGUGAACUGUAAAGGCCAACACAGCAUCUCCUACACACUAUCCAGAAACCAGACGGUAGUGGUGGAGUACAGCCAUGAUAAAGACACAGACAUGUUUCAGAUUGGGCGUUCCACUGAGAGUCCCAUCGACUUUGUGGUCACUGACACAAUAGCGGGAGGCCAAGAAGGAGAGGAGACUCCAAUCACACAGAGCACCAUUUCUCGCUUUGCCUGCCGAGUUGUCUGUGAGCGUAACCCGCCCUUCACCGCUCGCAUCUAUGCAGCUGGGUUUGACUCUUCCAAAAACAUCUUCCUUGGGGAAAAAGCUGCUAAAUGGAAAAACCCUGAUGGUCACAUGGACGGCCUGACAACCAAUGGUGUGCUGGUGAUGCACCCUAAGGGUGGGUUCAUGGAAGAGUCGAAGCCCGGCGUGUGGAGAGAGAUCUCAGUUUGUGGGGAUGUUUACACACUGAGAGAGACUCGCUCUGCACAGACCCCCGGCAAACUGGUGGAGAAUGAGAGUAAUAUCCUGCAGGACGGCUCCCUGGUGGAUCUGUGUGGAGCCACUCUGCUGUGGCGCACUGCAGAAGGCCUCUUCCACACUCCCACCCAAAAGCACCUAGAGGCUCUCAGGCAGGAGAUCAACGCAGCCCGGCCCCAGUGCCCCGUCGGUCUCAACACCCUCGCCUUCCCCAGCAUGCAACGCAGCCGCGCCCUCUCAUCCCUGGAGGACAAGCAGCCGUGGGUCUACUUGGCGUGUGGCCAUGUACACGGAUACCACAACUGGGGCCACCGGUCGGAACAUGAGCCCAACACUCAGCGAGAGUGUCCCAUGUGCCGGGUGGUGGGGCCCUACGUUCCACUGUGGCUAGGCUGUGAGCCGGCCUUCUACGUGGACACAGGUGCGCCCACACAUGCCUUUGUGCCAUGUGGACACGUGUGCUCAGAGAAGUCGGUCAAGUACUGGGCAGAGAUCCCUUUGCCCCACGGCACCCACGCCUUCCACGCCGCCUGCCCCUUCUGUGCCACCCAGCUCAGCCUCACUCAGGGCUGUUCCAAGCUAAUCUUCCAGGGCCCGGUGGACUGAGCUGGAGGGUCCUGCUCCUUCAGAGGAGAUUAAACAGGAAGGCCAACAUGCUGUGAAACUGUUCAGAUUAUUUUGUGCUUUCUUUUGUUCAUGUAAGCCAGCUGUGGAAAGGAGCAAGUCUUUUCUCUUUUCUUCUGGUCAUAUACUGUGGAUUCUGCACAACAGAGAGCCAUUACAGAUUGUUUGUGGCUGUUUGAAUGGCCGCUGUGGGAUACAGAGAUGUGGAACACAUUGGACCACAAAUGCAUGGCUCCUCCAGAAUGAAAUACUGUUUUAGCUGUCCUGCCAACUGACCACUUUAGACAAGGCUCCAGCGCUGGGCUGUUUAAACUACAAUGCCUGCUGUUUUUCCAUCAGAUGGCUGUAAAAAUAAGGUCGCAGAAGGAAUGGACUGAUUUUACUCAUGAAUCAGACUGAACCAAACAACUGUGAGCAGGUGUAGCCGGGUCUGUUGGGAAACAAAGAAGGGGGCAGGGUUUAUAGUUGAAUGCCUGGUGGGGCUGAGACAAAGUUUUUACGGAGCCAGACAGCUGGACUGUUGGCCGGGAGAAAAGCCAGGAGAAACUUGGGGUUUAAUGACUAACUAGUUAAAUGGUCCCCAGUGGCCUCUUGGCCCUUAACCUACAAUGGCAUCCAAAUCAUGUAGCUCUCUGGAGGUGGCUUCCAUUUACAGAACAAACUUUGAGGGAGGGGAAAAAGACUUUUUAUGUACAGAAAUCUAAUCCAGUGCCUCAAAUCCCGUAGAAUUGUGGGAAUAUUUUUCAUAGAUGACAGAAGAUAUUUUGCUGAAGGUAAAGAAAGAGAUAGUUUUGCAUACAGAAGACACAAGGAGAUGACAACCCCCGUGGAUUUAGACUCAAGAGGUAUUUUACUACACUGAGGCCCUUGUACUGUUUUGUAAUGCAAAUGUUAAUAUAUUUUUCUCCUGCAUAUAUAAUGUGUGUGUGCGAAUGCUUGAGUGUAUGCGUGCAUGAGUGAUCGCGUGUGUGUGGGUUGGACUGUGUGGGUGCCCUUGGGCUGUUUAAAUCGCCCUGCAUCAUUUCACCCCCAAUCCCCUUUCUAUGAUCUCGCCCACCACCCAAAACGCUACCAGAGAGAACACAGGAAUUCAAACAAGGUCGCAGGGUUUUACAAUGAAUGUACUGAAACACAUUGACUCUCCUCGCUUGGUGGUGCUCCACUUUGACAGCUCGCUUUCUCAAUGGCUGCGCUGCUGCGGGUGAGGCCUGUUUGCAGUUAAAAAGCAGCAUUGAAGCUGUAAAAACCACAUGCAUCAGCCACACCUGCUCGCUAGCUAGCUGCGUCCCUGCCCCACACACACGUACUGUAUUCAAUCUACACUGUUGUUAGCUUUAUCCCGUGCUGGGUCUGAUCCAAUGAUUUGUACGCUGUCAAACCUGGGCACAGUCUCAGCAGCAUCCAGAGAUUAUACCAAAUAUACGGAGGAGCCGUUUUCUCGCCACAUGCAAGAUGUAACGGCCACUCUUUCUCCAAUCCAAAGUGUUUCUGUAAACAGUCCUAAACCCAAACUGCUGCUAUGGUGGAAUGUUGACAGCUCUGGAUUACAGUCGGGGCUGUUCAGUAGCUCCACGAGAACAAUGAUAUUAUCGCACUCCAUGCCAAAUUUGGUAAGUUCUAUUGUGUGUGGAUGAGUCAAGUUGUCCAAAACAAAGUAGCAGAUGAAUUGAAACUGAAGAAUCUGGGACGAAUCUGUGCAUUCUUCUGUGAUGUUCGCUCACCAGACUGUGCCCAUAUGUAGAGUAUAGUCAGAGGCUUCAGUUCUGCCUCGAACUUGUCGAAUAUAAUAGUGAGGAUUAAAAUUAUGAGAUGUUGAGGGUGACGUUCCUUUUAUAGCGUUUAAAUGUUCUCCCAGGCUGUAUUGUGAUUUAUAAAACUCAAAACGCAAAAUCCACCUUGAUUAAGGGCUCCCAGACUCCACUGAAAUACGAUGUGGUUUUAACAGCAGCGGUGGACUCCUGGGAUAUUUUUCUUUUUCGGUUCCUUCCUAAGAGAAACAUACUUAGCAUUCUUAAAAAUGUCAGCAGCAUUACACUCCUCUCCUACCACAGAGCGUUUCUAAAUCGCUGGACUUGUGCACAUUUUAUGUAACUGCCAUGCAGGGUUGAGCCACAUACUGUAGAGUAGCAUUCCCUCCUAACACUUUCUGCUCAAACACUGUGCCCGUUGCUUAAGACCGUGUUCUGUAACAGCUGCAGAGUAGCUGCCUCAAACAUUCCUCCUCGGUAAACAUGGGUGGGGCCCGCAGUUCACCCAAGGGCUUGUUCUAUGAUUUUGUCUCCUACAGGAACUCUGUGCACAAGCCAUAGAACGCACUGAUGCUCCCAAUGCCUCCUUUGCAAAGAAUAAAAUGUUUUUUAAAAAUA